Messenger RNA from Eurytemora carolleeae, 1197 nucleotides. Its product is annotated as glycine receptor subunit alpha-3. The record is from RefSeq and is a predicted model, not a curated record. Bases 97 to 1197 code for a protein of 366 amino acids. Gene Ontology annotation, biological process: chemical synaptic transmission; regulation of membrane potential; chloride transmembrane transport. Lineage: Eukaryota; Metazoa; Arthropoda; Copepoda; Calanoida; Temoridae. The transcript is spliced from 14 exons. Gene Ontology annotation, molecular function: neurotransmitter receptor activity; extracellular ligand-gated monoatomic ion channel activity; transmembrane signaling receptor activity. Gene Ontology annotation, cellular component: neuron projection; membrane; synapse.
CAAAGAGGCUAAAACUUGUAUUAUUAAUAUAAAUACUUAAAUAUAUUUUUUUUUAGAAUAGCAUUCUGAUCUGACUUUUCAGCCCUAAAAAAGAGGAUGGUUUUAAUGAGAGCAAUAGUGAUUCUUUUGAUCAUCUGUACAAUCAGUACACUUACAGUCUCUGCAAAACGAAGAAAACAGACAAGAGAUGACGCAUUUAACACCAACACCACAGCAACAACAACAACUACGCAGAGACCUACGCAACCUACGCCGACCUACUCUGCGUCAGGUUUAUCAGAUAAAGAAAUAUUGGAUCUACUUCUUCACACCCAGAGAUAUGAUAGAAGAAUUAAGCCACCAAGCUCUGCUGCUCUAAGAGUAAAUAUAUCCGUUGUUCUCCUCUCCCUCUCCUCCCCAGAUGAGUCAAGUUUACACUAUGAAGUCGAGUUCUUGAUGCACCAGAAGUGGGUUGAUCCAAGACUAGCACACAAUAAUGGAAACCAGUAUCCGUUCCUGAAUGCCUUGCACCACCACGGAGAUAUUUGGAAACCAGAUAUAUACUUUAUUAAACACGGAACAUUUAAGGAAAAUCUGAACCCUACAAGUAUCGCCAUGAAAAUCUUUGAAAACGGAACUGUACUGUACUCUAUGCGGCGCCAUCUUGUUUUAAACUGUGAAGGCGACCUUCACAUUUUCCCCUUCGAUUCACCCAUGUGCACAUUCUCCAUAGAAAGUGUUUCUUUCACGUCGGAUGAAAUGGUGUUUCACUGGGCUGGUCCAAACAGAAUAGCUGACGACUCUGAUUCUGGAAAUAUCGCUCUGUCUCCGGUUUUGAAGAGACAUAACGCAUACCUUGUUCAUAACGAGACAUUCUACUGUGAUCAGAAGGACGAGUGGAGAGUGUUUUUUUCAGGAAUAAUCUUGGUGUCGUCUUCGUUUCUGACCUUUUGGUUUGAAUGGAACGCGGUGCCUGCGCGCACUAUGCUGGGAGUAACUACCAUGCUCAAUUUCUUUACUACUUCGAAUGGUUUCCGGUCGAAUCUACCCGUUGUUUCCAACCUGACCGCCAUGAACCUAUGGGAUGCCACCUGUAUGUUCUUCAUCUAUACUUCAUUCCUCGAGUUUGUCGUCAUGAACUAUUUAGCCAGAUGGGUCCAGGAUCCAGAGAUACAGAAAAGGAAGAAAGAUAAUGCAAUUUUAGACGAGUUUGAUUAA